AUGAGGCGAUCUUCCCGGCCUGGAGCUCGAUCAGUGCUAGCGUUUAGUGAUUGCCCAGUGUCACAGCCCCAGGCAGCUCACAGCCCCCUGGAGAAGCCGCCCAGCACAGCAAUCCUGUGCCACACGUGUGGAAAUGUGUGCAAGGGGGAAGUGCUGCGGGUGCAGAACAAGUACUUCCACAUCAAGUGCUUCGUGUGCAAAGCAUGCGGCUGUGACCUGGCAGAGGGCGGCUUCUUCGUGCGGCAGGGCGAGUACAUCUGCACGCUGGACUACCAGCGGCUCUACGGUACCCGCUGCUUCAGCUGCGACCAGUUCAUCGAGGGCGAGGUGGUGUCGGCGCUGGGCAAGACCUACCACCCCGACUGCUUCGUGUGCGCCGUCUGCAGGUGAGCGGCCCCCACACUGUCCCCUUGUCCAUUCACCAGCCCCUCCCUCCUGCCUCUCGCCUUCCCAG
Molecule: messenger RNA, 454 nt
Organism: Galeopterus variegatus (Sunda flying lemur)
Lineage: Eukaryota; Metazoa; Chordata; Mammalia; Dermoptera; Cynocephalidae
Product: actin-binding LIM protein 2-like
Exons: 4
Coding region: 1-390 (129 amino acids)
Biological process (GO): lamellipodium assembly
Cellular component (GO): actin cytoskeleton
Molecular function (GO): actin filament binding
Source: RefSeq, a predicted model, not a curated record